GCUGGUUUCGGUCUCUUCUGAGUAGCCUUUUUAUUACCCAAUACUUUACCUCAGACUACAGGUCUGUUACGCGUAAACAGUCGCGCUAAGUCGCAGCAGACUAUCGCAGGCCGUUCGCUAGCUUCUCCAGCCGUUCCGCCACCUUUUCGCCCUUUUCUGCCAGUUCGCGUCGCCGCUAGCCGCUAGCGAUCCACCAGGGUUCUUAGUCUCAGCGCGGUUCCCAUUUCCUCUCGUCGCCCGCCUUUCCGCCUUUUCCGCGAUUCGCCGCCAUGCAGCAGCUGAGAUCGCGCGCCGCCGCACUCACCGAGAGGCACGCGUUUCACCCUCGCCUCUCUCCUCUGCUCUCCCGCACUUUCCACGCAGCUUCCUACCAUGCGUCUGUCCACGUCUUCCCGUGUAUGGCGGAGGAGCGUGAGGGCCAGGGAGGAGGCUCGGCAGUUGCAGGCUCGGCACCAACACCAGCAGGUUCGGCAGCAGCAGUAGCGGGAGGAGGAGCGGCAGCAUCAGCAGCAGGAACAGCAACAGCUGAGGCCGUCAGGCAGAAUCUAAACAGGCUGAGGUAUCGCAGCAGGCAGAGGGGCUAUCUGGAGCUGGACCUGCUGCUGGGCAAGUGGGUGGACGAGCAUCUCCCUUCCCUAGAUGACCCCCAAUUGAGGGCUCUCGCACGGCUCAUGGACGAGGAGAGUCCGGAUCUCUUCAAGUGGUUCACAGGCCAGGAGCAAGCCCCACAGCACGUUGUUGAGAACCCGGUGUACCACUCUAUCCGCGCCAAGGUGGACACGAAGCUUCAUCUGAUCAACCCAGCAGUCAAGGCCACGCCGGGCAUGCCGUGGGUGAGGUGGUGGGAGGACGUGCAGAGGCAACCGGGCACACCCCGUGCAGGGAACCAGUAGGGAUGUAGAAAUGACCGUCUCAAACUUGAAGCUGCUUGCAGAAAGUGUGCAUCUGAUGAAUCCUGCGAUCAAGGCACUGCAAGGCAUGUCAUGGGUGAGGGGAUGGGAGAACAUGCAUGUACCUCUCCCACAGGGAAGCAUUAGGGAUAGUGGAGAACGGGGUCCUUUUUUGGACCCUGGAGGUUGGUUGGUGCACUCCUGGGCGGACGAACCUUAGGUCUCUCAGCUAUCGUGAGCAGUUUGCCUUCCUGUGCAGGGUUUCAGCUAGGAUUUUAGGCCGUCUGACGUUCAGACGGGGUUUCAAACUUUCGUCUGACCAUCAUACGAAUCUUUUUUGCCGGUCUGGCAUUUCAGACGAAACAUUUGGCACGAUCUGACAAUUCAGACGAAACGUUGCGGGAGUUUUAGUAUAUAACAAUGCCGAAUGUGCUACAUUAUAGUGCUACACAAACAA
Messenger RNA from Closterium sp. NIES-67, 1347 nucleotides. The record is from the annotation of a GenBank genome assembly. Lineage: Eukaryota; Viridiplantae; Streptophyta; Zygnematophyceae; Desmidiales; Closteriaceae.